This is a messenger RNA of Mangifera indica (mango), 826 nucleotides long. RefSeq lists its product as uncharacterized. The record is from RefSeq and is a predicted model, not a curated record. Bases 198 to 509 code for a protein of 103 amino acids. NCBI's taxonomy places the organism in Eukaryota, Viridiplantae, Streptophyta, Magnoliopsida, Sapindales, Anacardiaceae. The transcript has 3 exons.
CUUCUACCUCAGAAGCUCUUUUCCCCCGAGAACCCAAAAGCACGUCUCUCAAUUUCUCUACCUCUUCAUCUUCAUCUCUAUCUCUUUUUCUAUCUUGUCUCGUGCUGUACUUUUCUCAAAAAACCAGCUUCUUCCUCUCUUUCUCCAUCAAAUUUUAAGCUUGCAAUCACCUUUUGCUUAUCUCUUUUCAGCUCUUAAUGGAGGAUCGUAAGGAGAAAACUGCUCCAUGGCUAUCAGUGCCACAGUUUGGGGACUGGGAUCAGAAGGGGGAGCUGCCUGAUUACUCCUUGGACUUCUCCAAAAUCAGAGAAAUGAGAAAGCAAAACAAGAGGGAUGUGUCAAGAGCAAGUCUUGGAAAUGAAGAAGACUUCAUUAACCCGACUGCCACCACCACUAACAACACCCAAAACGGCCACCAUGAUCAGCCUCAGCACCAUCAUUAUCACCAGGGCCACCACCACACUCCCACUGUAAGAUUCUUUAGCCUGCCUACUCUUGUUCAAUGUUGAGUUUUUAUGGUGAAAAUUUGAACUGUUGCUCCGUUGCAUCCACUGUCAAAAUAUUUUUCGUUUUGGACAUACAACAUCUUAAUAGUUUAGGAAAUUAUAAGCUAUUUAAUCAGCAUUAUCUGAUUCUUCUCAAGUGAGGUGGGAUGCCCAAUAUACCUGAAAUCUUUCUUAUGUUUUAUCAAUGUGAGAUUUGUCUAGGAUGUGACAUACAUAUCAUAAGUUUGAUGUGUUAUAUUAAAAUUCAAAUUUGCUUGUUGUGGGUGUCUUAUUGCAACAUUUAUGUUGCUUAAGUGCUUGCAGCAUCCAUGGUUCAAUUA